UGCGGCCGCUGCGCACCGCCAUCUUCCUGGUGGACCGCCGCCUCACCGUCCUGGGCAGCCCGCUGCUGCUGUCGCUCCGCAACAUCGCCGCAGUCAAGGCCGCCCUCACCGGGGAUGACGCCAACCCUAAGCCUGAAAACGUCACUAUCAACCACAGAGCACUGUGUCUGGGAGGCUGCAAGCGCGGCGACGGCCCCGUGUGUGGCAGCGACGGCCGGGACUUCCCCGACACGUGUGCCCUGCGGCAGGCCUCCUGCCACUCCGACGUCGCCAUCACCGUCCUUUACCGAGGUGUCUGCGAGCCGUGCCGGGACGUGCGGUGCAGCGAGGAGGGCGCGGUGUGCCGGGUGUCGGUGUCCGGGCCGCGGCGGCAGGCGCAGUGCUCGUGCGGCGGCGGCUGCCGGGGGCCGCCUCAGCGUGAACCCGUGCGCGGCGGCCGCUUGCCCGGCCGCGGGCCCCGGCGCCGGCGCCGGCGGCUGGCCGCGCUGCCUGGUGUCGCCGUCGUCCGGCGAGGCGCGCUGCCUCUGCCCGCCCGCCUGCCCCGCCGCCGCGGCGCCCGUUUGCGGCUCCGACGGCCGCUCCUACCAGACGCUGUGCCACCUGCGCAGGGACGCCUGCCUGCGCCGGGACCCCGCCCUGCACGUGCUGCACGCCGGCGCGCCCUGCGGUGCGGCAGAGAAGUGCGCGUGCUCCGGCGGCGAGGUGUGCGUGCUGCGCGCCGGCCGCUCCCUGUGCGAGUGCCCCGAGUGCCCGGCUAGCGGCGGUGACGCAGACGUCGACGACGCAGAGGGCGGCCGCGGGGAGGAGGUGUGCGGCAGCGACGGCCGCCGCUACGCCAGCCCCUGCCUGCUGCGGCGCGCCGCCUGCCUCGCCGGCAACACGCUCACCCAGGCCGCUCCAGAAGUCUGCCGCACUGCUGGCGACUCAGGCCUCCGACUGACAGAGAACGCUGGACAACUGAGGCACUGCGAAUGUGACAGCAGAGGAUCCGUGUCGGACAGCUGCGACCCUACCACUGGGCAAUGUGUGUGUAAGAGAGGCUUCACGGGGUUCAAGUGUGAGCAGUGCCAACCCGACUUCUGGGAGAGCCACGGCGCGCGAGAUGGCGUUCAUGCAUGUGGAGGAGGUUUCCAGGACCGCGACCCGCCGGAAGCAGUGGUGAAGCAGGCGAGGAAGGGCUCCAAGUCGCCGCGGCACCUGCUGCCUCGCGGCCACAAGCGCAGCCGGCAGCCCUCCGAGCCGGAGAGGGAGCCGGGCUUCAUGGCCGACCAAGCCGUCCAGGACCUGGGCUACCGGCGCUCUGAGGCGGUGCGGGCGCCGCCGCAGGUGGUGAGCGCGCGGGUGGCGGGGGCGGCGCUGCUGGGCGAGCCGUGCGCCGCCGACGCCGACUGCGCGUCGCCGCACUCCGCCUGCAGCCAGGGCGCGUGCGCCUGCGCGGACGGCUAUACGCGCGCCACCGACGCGCUCUGCAUCCCUGAGGACAUUCCGGCCUUCGACGGAAACUCAUACAUGCGACUGAAAGCGCUGGAGGCGUACAACAAGCUGAGCAUCGAGGUGGAGUUCAAGACGUACGAGAGCAACGGCAUCAUCCUGUACACGCAGCAGGAGGACGACGGCACGGGAGACUACGUGUCGCUGGCCGUCGUUAAUGGGCGCGUGCAGUUCCGGCUGAACGUGGGCAACGGCCCGCUGGUGCUGGAGAGCGGCGAGCGCGUGUCGGACGGCGAGUGGCACCGCGCCGUGGCGCGCCGCUACCACCGCGACGCCGCGCUGCGCGUCGACGCCGGGCAAGAGGCGGCCGGCCAGUCGCACGGCACGCACCAGUUCCUAGACCUGCGCCAGCCCGCCUUCCUCGGCUUCGUGCCCUCCAACUACUCCAGGGUGUACGGCAACGCGGGCGCCUCCUCGGGCCUGGUGGGCUGCGUGCGCGCGCUGCGCGUGGGCGGGCUGCGGGUGGCGCUGUCUGGCGCGGCGGCGCGCAGGGCCUCCGUGGCGGUGCGCCGCUGCCCGCCCUGCCCCGCGGGGGACCCGCGCUGCCUGCGGCCGCCCGGCUGCCUCCGCAACCUCACCACAGGUGGUUCCUGCUCGUCCAGCCGGUUCGACCCGUGCGCCUCUAGCCCCUGCGUGGGCGGCUCGACUUGUGAGCCGCUGGCUGGGGGUGGCUUCUUCUGCAACUGCAGCCGCGGAGCCGCCUGCGACACGGAGGGCAGCACGUUCGUGGCAGCGCUCGACGGCAGUUCUUCGCUGGAGCUGGCGUGGCCCGAGGGCGCUGGAGCGGCGCUGUCGCUGGAUCUGUGGUUCCUGGCAGAGCAGCCUGACGGCGUGCUUCUGUCUGCUGGCGGGGGAGGACGAGCUGGAGGCGGAGACUUCCUGUGGUUGGCGCUGGUCGGCGGCCGCCUUCAGCUGCGCUUCAACCUGGGCAGCGGCGCCGCCACCGUCACGUCCCCGCAGAGGGCAGAGCUCGGCCGCUGGCAGCGCGCUUUGGUGAGUCGCGCAGGGCGGAAGGCGUGGCUGAGGUUGGGCGAGGAGGAAGGGCUGCUGGCCGCGGGGGAGGCACCGCCCCCACUCGCCAGGCUCGACCUGCGCAGCCCGCUGCUGCUGGGAGCCCCCCGCGGCGAGGGCGUCCCGGCGGCGGCGGGCCUGCGCGGCGCCGUGCAGCGGCUGUCCGUCAACGGCCGCCUGCUGGAGCUGGGGACGGCCGCGGCGCAGGCGUCGCCCUCCGUGCCGCCAUGGCGAGGGCCGCUCUGCGCGCACCCACACUGCCUGCCGCGCUGUCAGCUCGGCGGCCGCUGCAGCCAAGGUGAUCGUAACGACUCAAUCAGUGAAAGACCAGUCAAAUUUACGGGAUCUUCAUUUUUCCGCCUUCCAAAUAAAGUAAUAAAAAGGAAGAAGACGGAGCAAGCCAACCGGUACGAGAUCGUAUUCAGGACGAUGGAGUUAAACGGGCUGUUGCUGUGGCUGAGUAAAGGCAGAACGGCUACGAACCACUUCUCUCUGGCGGUCGUCAAUGGACAAGUGGAGAUGAGCUUCGGCCUGGGACGGAGGCACAAGUCGCUCCUCAUCAGGUCGCAGGUGUGGGUGAGCGACGGCGCGUGGCACCGCGUGGUGGCGCUGCGGCACCGCUGGAGGGCGGCGCUCAGGGUCGACGCCGGGGCUCCGGGACGAGGGGCGGCGGCCGGCGGCGCCGCUGCCACGCUGCGCUCCAACGGCUGGCUCUGCAUAGGCGGGUCCCGCUCCUUGCCGCCUGGUUUGCCAAUGUCCUACUACGUCGGCUUCAAAGGCUGCGUCAAGGAACUUCUGGUGUCCAGAAAACAACUCAGCGUCCUGGAGAGAGUUGAUGAACACAAAAACUUCAUUGAAUACUGCCACGAAAACGAAGUGUGAUUGACCAUCGUGCCAACGGACAUUUGUUAUACAGUUCCUGCGUAUCGUGAAUUCAGAUGGUUUUCAAUAAUACUCUAACCGCGUGCAGUUUUUAUAUGUGGUGCGCUUUCAUUCUGAUUUUUGAAUGAAAAGGAUGCUUUAACAAGGAGAAACUUGUUACCUGCAGAAGACUACUGACUUUUAUUUAAAUAGCCGAAAUAACCAUUACGUAAAUACUCAAAACAUUUCUUCUAUUUCAACGUUUCUUUUCUUCGUUUCCUGUUUACUUUACGUGCAUUAACAUUGCGGCGGUCAGUGUAAGGAGUGGCAGAUAGUAAUGUGAAAUGUGAUAACAUUCUAGUCCAUAUAACGUGACUGUAUGAUUUUGUGUCAAAUUGUGUGACGUAUAGUGUAUGCGGAGCAGUAACUCUGGCCGAAUGCCUUCUUGGAACACUAAAGACAUCUGACAGCUGCGUAAUUUUUACGUUGUAAAAAAAUUGUAAAAACAGCUGUUCUCGUCCCAACUACUGUUAAGUCCGGUAGUUGGGCGUUUGCAGUAGCCUCAUUGUUGAACUGGAUUAGAACAGUAGUACCUGGUUGUGUCUACGGACUUCUAAGCUUUAAGAUAUGUGCUCCGAAUUUCUUUUUUUAAGUAUUUGUCUCAUACUAGUAACUCCUUUAGUUUCAUGUGUACAAAAUGUACGUUGGUUCGAGACAUGUGUAAACAAAAUAUUUUUGUAUAUCGAGAAAUAGCAAUAAUUAAUAACGUAAUUUUAAAAUCAGUGACAAUAAGGUACAAAUAAUACGUGAGCUACCAGUGGGUUGUGGAUUGCUUCUAAUGAUAGAAAAACUGCCACUGAAUCACUCUUCCAUUUUUAAGACUUGUGUUCAAAUUUUAAGACCUAGUACAUACAU
Messenger RNA from Schistocerca serialis cubense, 4278 nucleotides. Its product is annotated as agrin-like. The record is from RefSeq and is a predicted model, not a curated record. The transcript has 21 exons. NCBI's taxonomy places the organism in Eukaryota, Metazoa, Arthropoda, Insecta, Orthoptera, Acrididae. Gene Ontology annotation, molecular function: protein binding. Bases 115 to 3384 code for a protein of 1089 amino acids.